AUGGCCGACGCGGCGUUCAACCCCAUCCAUGCCGUGCGCACGGCCAUCCCGCGCCCGCAAUUCUUUCUCGUGCUCCUCGUCGGCUCCGUGUUGGUCCAGUUCAUGAUCGCAGGCCUGCGCUACCAGAUGAGCGACAAGAGCUUCACUUCCGACGACACGACGCGCGUGCUGCCCUCGUCGGCGCUGCUCGUUACUGCGCAUCCCGACGACGAAGCCAUGUUCUUCGCUCCAGCCAUCCAGGCGCUGACCGCGGCAGGAAGCGUCGUCUCGGCACUCUGCCUGUCCACCGGCGACGCCCAGGGCCUCGGCAGCCAGCGCGCCGAAGAGCUCUUUGCGAGCUACAGCGUGCUCGGUCUGCCUGCUGCGAGAGUCAACUACCUCGACGACGCACGCCUCCAGGACUCGAUGGACGCCACUUGGCCCAAUGAUCACGUCGCAGCCGUGGUCGCUCAGCACGUCGACUCGCUCGCGCGCACCCGUCCCGUCGACGCGCUGAUUACAUUCGACAAACGCGGCGUGUCCGGUCACCUCAACCACAUCGCGGCGUACAAUGGCACGCGCGACCUGGCCGUCCAGCGCAACCUGCCGCUGUACGUGCUGCCCUCGCUCGAGGUGUGGGAAAAGUACAACUCGGUCCCCUUUGCCGUUUGGGAAACCAUCACCUACCCGGGCCACCCGCCCGUCGCUCCCUCGGGCAACAAGCUUCCCACACAUUCCAGCGCACGCUACACACCCGCGACCGAGAUCCACUCGCUUGCAAGUCCCGCCCAGUACAUCAACGCCGUGCACGCCAUGCUCAAGCACCAGUCGCAGCUCGUCUGGUUCCGGUACUUGUACCUCGUGUUUAGCAGGUACAUGUUCUCCAACACGCUCGUGCUGUGGACGCCCGAACUCGACCUCGAUCUGGACGAGUGA
Messenger RNA from Moesziomyces aphidis, 915 nucleotides. NCBI's taxonomy places the organism in Eukaryota, Fungi, Basidiomycota, Ustilaginomycetes, Ustilaginales, Ustilaginaceae. The record is from the annotation of a GenBank genome assembly.